AGAAAGUUUGUCUUCAAGCCGCCCAUAAGAACUGGGCUUCUAGGUUGUUGUGAGAGAAGAUGUGUUCGGUGUGUUUGCUUAAGCUUUUUCAAAUUUGAACAGUAAAAUCAAUCAACUGUCAGCUAGUCGAAAUAUGAGAGUACGCUGCACCGUCUAAUUUUUUAUUUACGGCAAAAACACGCGCAUUUUGUAUUAAAGUGAUAAAAAAAACCCGAACGAUUCAGUGCGAAGGAGAAAAAAAUGGAAUUUGACGAGGCGACACAAAAACUUCGAAGAAUAUCCUCGAAAACUGGAACAGAUCUAGCCAACGUAACAAUACUGGGUACACCACGACCUCAAGCAACGUCGACUGUGGAGAGGCGAACGUACGGAUCUCGAGAUCUUGUGCAUAAUCUUACCAGUGAAAAAUACAGACGUUUAUACGAUUCUCCGCCCAAUAGUUUCAGUACAUCCAACAAUUCUACAGACGAGUCAUUAGGCAUUUUGGAGAAUCUGCCGUCAUUUUUUAGCAAUGAAAGCGGCACGGACAAAAAUCAGUCAAAUUUAUGCGGCCCCUCAGACGAAAGGGAGCUAGCAAGGAAAUUACUGCAAAGAUGCAGUGAAUUCCAUUUAUCAAACCCCAUAUCAGAUGGAAAUAAAGAAAACAAUGCCAAUUCUCCCAAUCUGUCAGAAGAUCGAACUCCCUCGACCCUUUUGGAUUCAGGACAGUCCUUUAAUCUCACAACUGCUGUACAAAAAGACCAAAAUACUCUUAGAACUUCUGGAGAUAAAAUCAGUACUUCAAGUAUGCAAUUCGAGCCGAGUGAAAUAACUGCACGUUCAUCAGCAAUGAGUAAAAGUAUGGAAAACAAAGAUGCCCAAUCGUCAAUAGAAAGUAGCAGCGGAAUAAGCUUUGGUUCUGCAGCUGCUCAGUUAAUGGCACAAUUCGAAAAUGAAGAUUUUCAAUCGGGUUCAUUAAUGUCGAACCAAUUUCUUGCUGAUGAACUAUCCUUUCAGCAAAAUGCAUUAUAUGCUCUUCCAGUGGCGACCAGCACCGAAAAAGAACAUCUUUCGUUAUCUUGUUUUUCCGGAAUAAUCGGAGAUAUGGAUUUGACAAUUGACAGCUCGUGCGCUGGACGUAAAGUAUCAGUGGGUGAAUUUUUCAAAAGAAAAUGUGGCAACAUUGGUCAUUUGACCGAUGUUGAAGACGCUUGCCAAAGACCAAGUUUUGGUAUGAAUAUCCGAAGCCCCACAAGAAUUGGACAGAAUAUACCUUUAGUGGAUCUUACGACAAUGACCGAAGAUUCAACCAGUGAUGAGAAGAGCGAAAAAAUGGUGAGAAGCUUCACUGACAAUACGAGGGAACAUACGAUCAUGAGUCUGAGUACAAUAGCUCAAGCUCUGAAAGACAUCGAUAGUGGAACACCUCGACGUUUAGUUGAUCAACUUCUGAUGGCAAAAAAACAGAAGAAGAAGUCUGAAGCCGUUCAUGCUCAUAAUCUUACAAGUGACACGUAUACACUGCCGCUGCCUAAUUCCCGAAAUUCAUUGCCAGUUUGUCCAUCGGGAGAGAGUACAAAGAUCGAUAAAGAAGACAUUUUUCAUGGUCGCAGUGCAAAGUUUUCACUGGACAGUAAAAGUAUUACGCAGCAGUCUUUUGCGUUGAAAUGCCAUGAGACUACUCGAAAUUCCAUUACAAAUGAAGGGUUCGGAGAUACCCUGAAUUACAAUGCUGAAAACACCAUGGCCGAAAUGCUUGGUGAAAAGUUAGCGAUAAAAGAUCUUUCCGAUUCCAAAAUAUCGAGCCCACGUUUGGAAAAACCUGAUGUAAGGAGUUUCCCAGCAAUAAAGAAAGAGCAAUCUCAGACUAAUGUGAAGAUCGACGCGUCUUCGAAAUCUAGAGAAUUUCAAGCAGACCUUACGAAACGCAGAAUGACUGAUUUACCUCAUACCAUUACCCAAUCAAUGAUAAAAAAAGAAGAUACUUCUGCUCAGCGAUCCGCAUUGGAAGCAAGUAUAGCGACCAACCAUUCGAACGAACACGUUUCAAUAAACGAAAACGUCGAAAUCGGAAAAAACACCGAAGAGCUGCAUCACUGUAUCGUCGGUGUACGAAGGGAAGUGGAUAUUGAAUUGGUGAACAAAAGUCAUCGUUGGAUAAUAUGUUCGUUGAGUUUAUCUCAAAUUCAAGGUGAUAGAAACGACGUUGAAUUUGAAGUGACCCCAAAGUCGAUGCUCAUACCUGAUUCACACAAAGUAAUCAAGAUUGGUGUUAAAGUUCUGAAACAAAGUAGGCCAAUCCGAGCAACGAUAAAUGCUGAAAUGUCCGAAAUGCCAACGCGUUCUUCGUGGCACAUGCAGCACACGAUGUGGUUCGUUCCGGAAGAACCAAAAAUUGUUGUGACUGCGCAGACGGAGAAGGAUGAAUUGGAAUUUGAAACAACAGUCGAUCGUCCAAGUAAAACGCAAUCAAUUAUAGUGGAGAAUAAAAAUAACAUCGAUGUUCCACUUGAACUGUUCAUCACAAAUAAUGAUGAACGUAAAUUCCAAUUGGAGUUUCCUGACGAUCACACGGGCAGUAAGGAACAUCAUAAUAAUGAUUUCAUCCGUCUGGUACUUGGAACCUCAAAACAGUUCAAAGUUAUUGUUCGAUACAACAGCAUGAAUAACAGUGAUCGGAAAAGGAAUGAGGCUUGCACGUCAAAAUUAUUACUGAGAAUACACGACAAGGAGCAAAAUCUUCUAAUCAAAGAAAUCUCUCUUGUUGGUUUUUCAACUGCAACGAAAACGACAUCUCAUCCAACGGACAGAUUAUCCGAAAAUUUUCGUUGCGACACACCUCAACAGCGAGCAACUUUGAGCUCACCGACGUCUCCUCACAGCUCUGCCUCAAAUAGAUCUGGAAUAUCGGGAAGGAAUUCUCCGCUGAGUUCAGCCUCCGGCGGAACUGUAGCUGGUGACGUUGUUUCGAUACGCGCCACACAUGCUGCUCUGGUGUGGAACAGCAUCAAAGUUGGGAAAACCGAUUUAAAAGAAUUUACAAUACGAAAUACGAGCAACAACAAAAUCAAACUUCAAGCUACGAUCGUUGACAAUGACAAGAGUUUCAAGUUUUUACGGGAGAGACAACAUCAUGUACCGAAUAUUGUGUUGAGUCUGCAGCGCAUGGAAAGUAGAACAUUCACCGUUGUAUUUAACCCCAACAAUUCGGGCCCAACCGCAGGAAGAAUAGUUUUCAAACAUUACGAACCUCAGAGACAAGAGGGCAAAGAGUCGAGGCCUUCAAAAGUCAUAUUUUUGUACGGUUACGGCGGUGUUGGGAAAGUUGAAAUAACUGAAGCCUUUAAAGAUACUGGAGGUAAAUUAUGGUUGUCUCUGGGAAGUCUUAAUGCAGGAGGAACAUUGGAUGCAAAAAUAAAGCUCCAGAACACCGGAGAUUUGAGUUCUUAUGCGAAAAUAAAAUUGACUCCAAAAGCGGUUUAUCCCGCUAUGGUGUCGAGCUGGCAUGUCGAACCUACGGAAUUAUUACUUGGACCGCAAGAAGUUCGCUGGGUCACACUGGAAUUCCGUCCAAGAAAGGAAGAUCUUGCUUUAUUAAGGCGAGCCAACGUAUCUCACGUUGGAACUUUAACCAUAACUCACGGUGAUGAACCUACGAGGCUGAGAAUUCGCCGAUUGUACAAAAAAUUGAGCCAAAAUGGUCAAAUGAGCGGAAAAGAAAAUGAGGCGUUCCGAAACGUCGUUUAUCCGAUUUGUAAAGUUUUUCCUGGCGAAACUCCUAUAAAUAAUUUGAGUAUUAUACGUGAUUCUGUGGAAAAUCUCGGCGAUUUGUGCCGCGGUGUACUUCAGCAAGAAGUCAUGUUAACCAUGGAAGUCAAUGCUGAAGAAACCAUGUCUAUAUUGCACGAUAAUGCCGAUGAUACUCAGACAUUCUAUUCCCUCUGCAGCGACACUAGUCUCGUUUUUCCAGCUACCGACGAGAGUUUCAUGCCAUCUGAAACGCUGAUGGAAUGUACAGUAGAUCAGCGAAUAUACGAGGACGAUUUCAGCGUGAGUCCUUCGACGGUUACAUUAAAACCGCCAACAGUGAAUGAAGCUACGAUAAUGAUAAUGAGCUCGUCGAAUGUCGCUCAACCUUUCGAUACUGUAAUCUCGCAUAGUGAAUUUCUUAAUGUUCUACCAGCUGAGGGUAUGAUACCAACGAGAAGAGGUUUUCCUAUUCGUAUCCAAUGUAAAAAAACGAUUUCACACAGUAUCAAUGCUGUACUACAAGUGUACACGGAAAACGAAAAACGCGAUGUUCAUAUCAGAGUUGUAAUCUGAUCUCUUUCAAAGCGAAAGCGAGAUGUGCCUUCUCCGCAGAAGAUUAUAUUUCUUCGAUAACCGUACCAACAAAUUACUCAAUUUUUCUGUCAAUAAUAUCGGUUUUGGAUCUAGUUAGAUAUAAUUUUGUACUUUACCUUGCAACGGAAACAGUGAUAAUAUUUAAAGAAUUCCUCCAGUGUGAAGAAAACGUCCCGCAACCAAUUUGAAAUAUUUUUUACUAUUUUCUACCGAGAUAUGUAAAAAAGAAAUAGAAAAUACGUAUUUGCCCGAGGGACUUGACGUUAUAUAAAAAUUACCCCUAGUGGAACUUCAGAUUAUUUUCUAUGUUUUUUAAUAAGAUUCUUCAGCUUGUGAAGAUUUGUAUUUUUUUCCAUUAAUUUUGUAUAAAGGAAUGUUUUGAGCACAACGAAAAAUAAUGUACGUUUUUUUUACAAACAAUGGAAAUAUAAUAAAUUCAAAAUCAAAA
This is a messenger RNA of Venturia canescens, 4771 nucleotides long. It is a transcript of the gene spd-2, whose product is annotated as spindle defective 2. The transcript has 19 exons. Bases 241 to 4302 code for a protein of 1353 amino acids. The record is from RefSeq and is a predicted model, not a curated record. NCBI's taxonomy places the organism in Eukaryota, Metazoa, Arthropoda, Insecta, Hymenoptera, Ichneumonidae.